UAAAUCUCUCCUCGUGACGAGUUAAAGCUGCGCCGUCCAACCGGAACAAAAUUGACCGAAUUUGUUUUGAAAUUUUGCAUGCAUCCAGGUUAAGUGCUAAAAUGACGAACCGGACGGCGUAUUUUUAUGAUCCAGAUGUUGGAAACUUUCACUAUGGUGCUGGACACCCCAUGAAGCCCCAUCGGUUGUCCCUAACUCACAGUCUUGUCUUACAUUAUGGCCUGUACAAGAAAAUGAUGGUUUUCAAACCGUACAAGGCGUCACAGCAUGAUAUGUGUCGUUUUCAUUCAGAAGACUACAUAGAUUUUUUGCAGAAGGUCAGCCCGAACAACAUGCAGGGUUUCACAAAGAGCCUUAACACCUUUAAUGUAGGAGAUGAUUGUCCUGUCUUUCCAGGACUGUUUGAGUUUUGCUCCAGAUACACUGGUGCGUCGUUACAAGGAGCAACUCAGUUGAACCAUAAGAUUUGUGACAUUGCUAUCAACUGGGCUGGAGGACUACACCAUGCAAAAAAGUUUGAGGCUUCCGGAUUUUGCUACGUGAACGACAUUGUCAUUAGUAUACUUGAACUGCUUAAGUACCAUCCACGCGUGCUCUACAUCGACAUUGACAUUCAUCACGGUGACGGGGUGCAGGAAGCAUUUUAUCUUACAGAUCGAGUCAUGACCGUGUCCUUCCAUAAAUAUGGAAACUAUUUUUUUCCAGGAACAGGUGACAUGUAUGAAGUUGGGGCUGAGAGUGGCCGCUACUACUGCCUGAAUGUGCCUCUGCGUGAUGGGAUCGACGACCAAAGUUACAGACAAUUGUUUCAGCCAGUGAUCAAGCAAGUGGUGGACUUCUACCAGCCAACCUGUAUUGUGCUUCAGUGUGGAGCAGACUCGCUGGGCUGUGACAGACUCGGGUGCUUUAAUCUCAGUAUACGAGGUCAUGGGGAAUGUGUGGAGUUUGUGAAAAGUUUCAAGAUCCCUCUACUUGUGCUGGGAGGAGGAGGAUACACCGUGCGCAACGUGGCUAGAUGUUGGACAUAUGAAACUUCUUUGCUAGUCGAAGAGUCCAUUAGUGAUGAGCUGCCUUAUAGUGAAUACUUUGAGUAUUUCGCUCCUGAUUUUACACUUCAUCCAGAUGUUAGCACUAGGAUCGAGAACCAGAACUCCAGACAGUACUUGGAACAAAUUCGUCAGACCGUCUUUGAGAACUUAAAAAUGCUGAACCAUGCACCUAGUGUUCAGAUCCACGACGUGCCCUCGGAUCUGCUGAGUUAUGAGCGCACAGAUGAUGCUGAUCCUGAUGAGAGAGGUUCAGAAGAGAACUAUUCCAGGCCUGAGGCAUCAAAUGAAUUUUACGAUGGCGACCAUGACAAUGACAAGGAGAGUGACGUGGAAAUCUGAACUCCGUCCUGAAGAAAAGUCAUCUCCUCUUUUUCGGUUGUUUAUAAAAAAAAAAAGGACUGUUUUGUAAAUGCUUUAAAAAGUGAAGAACUAGUCGUAGAUGCCUUUUUUUUGUUUUUGUUUUGUUAAACAAGCCAGUUUAGCAUUUUUUUUGACUUGCCACUUAUCCUGUGUACCAAUGUUUAUCUUGAGUAAUUUCUUUCGUAUGUUAAAUUCGCUGGGUAUAAAACCUGUAUGUAACGUUCUGAAACCACGGCAUGAAAUAUUCAUACCGUGUCCAAAUCAACCAGGCCUGGCUUCACGAAGCGGCAUGUGACACACCUACACAGAGACAUUUUAAUACUGAAAUGUGACGUAUGCAAUUAUUACAUACAUUGUAUUAUACAAAGAAUACAUGCUGGCAUAUUUAAAAAAUGUGGUUAUUCCAAAAACGUUUACAAAAUGGAAGGUUUUCUGUCUGCUACUCUUCACAGUCGGGAUUAAGAGUUUAGCUACACUCCAGGAAAAUAGCUGGUACAGUUGCAGAUUUACAGCUCGGAGGUUGUGAAGUCAGAGAUAUAUAUAUAUAUAUAUAUUAAACCAAAUUUCCCCUUCAGGAUCAAUAAAAUCCCAAAUCAGGAACCCACUGGUGUACGAACAACCAGAUAUCAAACUUAUAUCUGUGAAAACCGUGAAGAAAUCCCCCGAAACAACAGUGCAAUCACCAAAAAACUUCCAUGGAGUAGUGGUGAAAGUAUCACAAUCGACAGUUUGAGGAGAAAUGUAGAAGAAUUUUCACGAGAUGCAGACCACUCAUCAGCACUAACAAUCAUAAAGCCGGAUCGGAAUUCGGAGAAAUACAGAGAUGAGCUACGGAUGUUUCGAAACCUCUACCAAAGCGUGGAGAAAAAGGAUCUGCUCGUGAUCCGAAGCAUACAGGCUCGUCGGUCGAGCACGGUGGAGGUAGCGUCAUGGCUUCGGCUUGCACGGCUGGUUCCGGAACGUUGUUUAUUAACGACGCAAGUCGCGAUGUUAGCAGCAGAAUGAAUCCGGAAGUCUAUGGAAAGAUUCCGUCUUGCUAGUUUACAGAGAAAUGCAUCCGAUUUAAUUGGGAGGAAGUUCGUCUUGCACCAAGACGACAACCCAAAACACGCUGCCAACACAAUGAAAGCACUUCAUCAGGGGGAAAAGUGGAAGGUUUUAGCCUGGCCAAGUCAAUCACCAGACCUUUACCCAAUUAAACAUGCAAUGCGUGGUACAUUUUUGGAAAUAGUCUGGCACUGAUGGAUGGAUUUAUCCUGGAGGGGAAAUUUGGGAAAAGUGUAAUUAACUCCACAUGCUCACCUAAGCUCAAACACAAACCCAUGACCUCAGAGCUGCAAGGCCACACCUCUACUACUUUAUCAGAAAUGUUCUGUUAACACACUCCCUGAUUAAAGUAAAAAAAACGCCAGUGCUCAUCCUGAUGCAUUUAUUUAUUAUAAUUUGUACAACUGAGCAGUUGGCAGCGCUGGGAUUUAAACCGUCAACCUUCCAAUCAGUAGUCCAAUCUAACUAGCAGAUCUUGCCGCCCCCCGCCCGCCCCAAACUGAACUUAUUUGUCAUUCAGAUAGGUAGCAGGGUGUCCACAGACUAAAGUCUAACCCAAGUGGCAACGCUGUCACGUGUGGUUGAAUAAACCUCAUUAAAGUGAAUCGGUAAAGAACAGAAUAUCUCCGGGAGAAUUGUUCCAGCCGUUUUUUCCAGGAACUGUUUAUGAACCACUUAUAGGGCAGCUACAUGUAUAUAGCACACCUAUCGCUUCCAACACGGAGAAGUCAUUGUCAACAAUUAUUUGCAACGUUGUUCCUUUGAUUAUGCGACUAAAACUAAGAAACACAACGUUAACGAUGACAUUAGCCGCUGAAAAAGCUUCUGAAGCGUCUUUAGCCCUUCGUUUUUGAAACGUCUGAAGCGUAUGGUUUUAAAUGAAGGGAGAUCCCCGGUCUCCUCGGAUAUUUGCUUUAUGCAUAGAGCCCUUCGCACAGAAUAUACGAAUGAACUCUUUAAUAAAUGGUCUUAUAAUUGAAGACUUGCAUCGUAUGCGGAUGAUGCGACGUCGUUUUUAACACGUGUGGAAACGUCAUUACCCUCGCUGUUAGAAGAGAUACGAGUUAUAUGGAGAUUUGUCAGGAUGUUAAUGAAAUUUUAGUAAGACAGACGCUAUGGAAACUUGGGGGGGGGGGGGGGGGGGGGGGGCUACAAAAGGAUUUUAAAAAGAAAUAUGAUAUUCAAUGGAACCAAUCUCCUUGCAGUUCUCACCUGGUUUCCUGCUGAUGCUAAGCGGGUUGAGCUUGGCCAGUAUCUGGAUGGAAGACCUCCUGGGGAAAACUAAGGUUGCUUCUGGAAGUGGUAUUAGUGAGGCCAGCAGGGGGCGCUCACUCUGUGGUCAGUGUGGGGCGUAAUACCCCAGUAUAGUGACUGAGACCACUAUACUGUAAAAAACAGUCUUUCGGACGAGACGUUAAACCGAGCUCCUGACUCUCUGUGCUUGUUAAAAAUCCCAGGACAUUCAUCGUAAAAGAGUACGGGUUUAAUCCCAGUGUCCUGGCGAAAUUACCCCAUUGACCCUUCUCCAUCACGCUCCCCUAAUAAUCCCCAUCUCCGAAUCGGGUGCAAUUCGGAACCACGCGAUCUCCAUACUGGCAAAAAUACGCUUGGAAAAUUAAUAUGCGAUGUUUUUACACCACCAGAAAUUCCUUCUAAGUGCAAUCAUCGAUCUUCGGGAUGCUGGAGAAGCCGUGGUGAAUUUAAAGCUCGUUACACUCAUUUUAGACUUGUAUAAAAUAUAUAAAAUUAUAAUGAUAAAAAAAAUCUGGACAGAAGUUAUUCAGGUAAUGGAAGAAAUAAUAAUAAUAAAAAAAUAAAUAAAUAAAAAACCCCAAAUAUAAUAAAGAUACAAAAUAUAGUUCUGGGUAUUGGACCGACAGUAUUCUACUCAAUAAAGAUGAGUUAUACUUAUUGAGAAUUACAGCCUUUAAAGCAAUAACUAAAUUUAGGAAAAGGCGAGAAUCCUCAGAGGUUCUGUACGGAGGAACGGUCUGGGAUCCCUCGCCAUGUGUUCUCCAUCCUCAUCAGGCGUUACAGGAGAAGACUCGGAGCUGCCAUCUCGGCAAAGAGAUGUAGCACAAAGUACUGACUAAAAGCGUGCCAAAAAUUGUGGCACAUAUAUAUUUAACAAGG
Messenger RNA from Ictalurus punctatus (channel catfish), 4589 nucleotides. It is a transcript of the gene hdac3, whose product is annotated as histone deacetylase 3. Bases 102 to 1388 code for a protein of 428 amino acids. The transcript is spliced from 15 exons. Gene Ontology annotation, molecular function: histone deacetylase activity. NCBI's taxonomy places the organism in Eukaryota, Metazoa, Chordata, Actinopteri, Siluriformes, Ictaluridae. The record is from RefSeq and is a predicted model, not a curated record.